This is a messenger RNA of Xenia sp. Carnegie-2017, 1056 nucleotides long. RefSeq lists its product as uncharacterized. NCBI's taxonomy places the organism in Eukaryota, Metazoa, Cnidaria, Anthozoa, Malacalcyonacea, Xeniidae. The coding region runs from base 215 to 868 and encodes 217 amino acids. The record is from RefSeq and is a predicted model, not a curated record. The transcript is spliced from 4 exons.
CGAUAGGUUUCCCAUACAUAAUAAGGUUAACAUUUCACACUUGUCCCUCCCUAUGUCGUAACUCGUCACACGUCUCAAGCACUCUUUCAUAUUCUACAAAUGCAAACACUUUGGAAACACGUGGCCAGCAUUAAUGGCAUGUGUUAUUAUGUUAAACACGAGGUAACGGUCGAACACGAAGUUAAUUUUUCUCGUUGUACUCAGUGGUUGUGCUAUGGCCGAAAAACACACCACUCCCUUAAAGCAUUGUAAAGUCGAUGGUUGUAGUGAAAUCAGUGUUGGUUCCAAAGUACUAUUGUGCCGUAAACAUCGAAACAAAACGUACAAACAAAACUACAAAAAGAAGAAAAGAAAUGCCAAGGAAAAUUUAAAUAUGCAUUCUCAAGAAGUAGUUAUAGAUGAUAAGUAUUUGUUGGAGCAAAAGUAUUCAAAUAUGUUGCAAGAUGUUCUUGCUGAAAAACAAAUGGAGUUAUUUGAAGCACCUUCUGUUGUACAAUUGCUAAAAAAAUAUCAGCGUGAAAAGAUGUUAUCACGAAGCAAUAAACCAGAUGUGGAAAGUCAAAAAUCUUCAGUGGAUUUAAAGAAAUCAGAUAAAUCAAUGUUGUGCAAAUCACAAUCAAACAUUGAAGAUGAGAAAUCAAGUUUUGGCUUGAAAACAGAAAGUGAUGUCAUGUCUUCCAAUGAAAUCAUUCAAGUAAUUGACUCAUCAACAGAUUUUUCAAUAGCCAACUGCUACAAUACUCCUUGGACUCAAAAUAAUUUUUCUUGUGAUUUGGUUUCAAGCAAGUAUGAUGCUUCAUAUCAACAUGAUACAUCAUCACAGCUCUUAACAAAUGUAUCUGAAGCCAACUCAAAUCAACCAGAAUGAUUUGAUGCGGAGUCAUAAAAAUCCAUUGAUAAACAUAAAAAUACAUAUGUGCUGUAUACAUGUAAUUUGCCUCCUUAUAGUGCAACCUUGUGCUAGCUAUUUAUCCUUGUUUUAAGAUAUAUGUAAGCUUAUACAAAAGAAGCACUUGGUUUUAUGCAAUAGAUUGUUAAUCGCUAGUUUUGAUUGUA